This is a messenger RNA of Pochonia chlamydosporia 170, 1254 nucleotides long. RefSeq names its product ring hydroxylating alpha subunit (catalytic domain) domain-containing protein. Bases 1 to 1254 code for a protein of 417 amino acids. NCBI's taxonomy places the organism in Eukaryota, Fungi, Ascomycota, Sordariomycetes, Hypocreales, Clavicipitaceae. The transcript is spliced from 2 exons. The record is from RefSeq and is a predicted model, not a curated record. Gene Ontology annotation, molecular function: 2 iron, 2 sulfur cluster binding; iron ion binding.
AUGGCACCAUCCUUCUUGAAAGGCUACUUUGGCUUCGGGGGUAAUUCGACAGUGGAUGAGCUUGAAGAGGGUAAAAACCCCAUUCGCGCCUUACCCGCCAGUUGGUACACUUCGCCAGAGCUUUAUGAGCUUGAACGACGAGCAAUCUUUUCCAAAAAGUGGUUGCUUACUACACACAAGAUUAGACUUGCCAACCAGGGUGACUGGUUGCGAUAUGAUGUGGCUGGAUAUCAGUUUAUUAUUACCAAGGAUCGACAAGACAACAUCAAUGCCUUCCAUAAUGUCUGCAGGCAUCGAGCCUUUCCAAUUGUGACCAAGGAAACCGGUCACAACAGUGUAUUGGCCUGCAAGUAUCAUGGGUGGUCUUACGGUCUCAAUGGAAAGUUGGCAAAGGCACCAGGAUAUCAAGACAUGGAGGACUUCGACAAGUCUAAGAAUGGGUUGUUUCCGCUUCACGUCCAUGUUGACAAGAAUGGAUUUAUCUGGGUGAAUAUGGACGCCAAUGCAGUCCCUGAAAUCUCUUGGGAGCAAGAUUUUGACGGGGUGGACGAGCAACCCCGAUUUAAUAAUUACAACUUCGACGACUACGUCUUCGACCACUCCUGGGAGAUGGAGGGAGAUUACAACUGGAAGAUUUUGGCCGAUAACUAUAACGAGUGUUAUCAUUGCAAGACAACACACCCCGACAUUCCGACGAUAGCAGACCUAAACUCGUAUUAUGUCGAGACCAAGGGGUGUCACAUUCAACACUUUGGAAACCCAAAGCCAGAGCAGAUCGCACGUGGCCUCAACGUCGCCAGCACUUACUUUUUCCCCAAUGCGUCAAUGAACGUUUCACCACACUUUUUCUUCAUGCAGAGAUUUGUACCUCUUAGCCCUGGCAAGGCGAUUAUGAAGUAUGAGGUCUACAGAAACAAGAAUUCAAGUGAUGAGGAUUUCAAACUUAUUGAUGACAUGUACAAGCGAAUCAUGUCGGAGGACAAGGUUCUUUGCGCUAAUGCGCAGAAAAAUAUCAACACUGGCGUGUUUAUCAAUGGCGAGAUGCAUCCCAAGAUGGAGAAGGGCCCGUUGUACUUCCAAAAGUUGGUGCGAGAGCUGUUGACGGAGCACCACCAGCUGGAAACGGAAGUGGGAGAGGAGGUAUGGCCAGCACGUCAAACGCUGCCCAAGAGUGCGGUAGCGGCAGAGAAAGAUGUCAACUUCUGCUCAGCCGUGGAUUGCUGCAAAAUCAACCGGGUGGCUGUUGAGGUGUAA